Messenger RNA from Acyrthosiphon pisum (pea aphid), 639 nucleotides. RefSeq names its product putative nuclease HARBI1. The transcript has a single exon. The record is from RefSeq and is a predicted model, not a curated record. The coding region runs from base 1 to 639 and encodes 212 amino acids. NCBI's taxonomy places the organism in Eukaryota, Metazoa, Arthropoda, Insecta, Hemiptera, Aphididae.
AUGCCUCAUGUCAUUGGAUGCAUCGAUGGAACAUCUAUUCCUAUUCGAACACCAGCUCACAAAAUUAAAAGCACUUAUACAAAUAGGCAUGACAUGCCAUCGAUUACACUACAAGGAGUGUGUGAUUACAAAAAAAAGUUUAUCGAUGUAUUUACUGGAAUACCCGCAAAGAUCCACGAUGCCAGAGUAUUUGUUUUAUCUGAUUUAAGUAAAGAUCUACCAUCAAUGUGUGAAAAUAAGUACAAUUUACUUGGUGACGGAGCAUAUCCUAUUCGAGAAUGGCUACUUGUACCGUACAAAGACUAUGGAAGAUUAACUGAAUCACAGAAAACAUUUAAUAAAACAUUAAGUUCCACUAGAGUGCUGAUUGAAAAUACAUUCGGUCUUCUCAAGUCCCGCUUUAGGCAACUUUUGCAGUUGGAUAUACAUUCUGUCGACAAGAUAACUAAAUUCAUAAUAUCAUCAUGUGUACUGCAUAAUUUAUGUAUAGAUAUGGAUGACCAUAUUGAAUUGAGAGAUGAAGAAAAUGAAGAAUUACUCAAUGGACCUGACGACACAGUGUUUGAAACUGAUAUGUUACUAAAAAAAAAUGGUGAAACGAAACGAGAUGCUAUAAAAAAUAGCAUGCAAUAUCAAUAA